This is a messenger RNA of Bursaphelenchus okinawaensis, 1471 nucleotides long. The record is from the annotation of a GenBank genome assembly. Lineage: Eukaryota; Metazoa; Nematoda; Chromadorea; Rhabditida; Aphelenchoididae.
AUGGCGGAUACUCUACCACCCCCAGGCAAAUAUCCAGAAGGGAUAACUCUGGAAUAUGUGGACAAAACCGGACAAUCAUUGAAUGAUCCCAAGUAAGCCUUUAUGGUCAAUAUAAUUUGUGUUUUAGUGAGUCUCUAGCUGCUCGAUUCCGAGCAUUGUUUGUUCUUCGAAAUCUGAAGGAUGAUAGGUCUGUAUACUACAUUGGAAAGGCCUUCAGCGACGAUUCAGCUUUGUUGAAACAUGAGUUGGCUUACUGUUUAGGCCAGAUGCAGAACAAGAGCGCGAUUCCAGUUCUGGUGCAGAUGUUAAAGGAUGAAACUCAAGGUAAUGUUUGUUUGUAUUACGUUCUUGCUUUUUAGGACCUUAGGACUUAAAAAGUCCGGCUUAACAUUGCUGAUUUUAAGUUUAAAACUUCGCAAUACCUAAUCAGAUGGAUAACAUCAAGGCUAUGGUGAAAAAAAUUCAUUAAACAUUGCCAUAUUGUGUUCGAUCAUCUAUAAUAAGUUACUUUAGAGCCUAUGGUACGUCACGAAGCCGGUGAAGCGUUGGGAGCGAUUGGUGAUGCGUCAUCUUUGGAGCUUCUGCGACAUUACUCAUCGGAUCCAGUGAUAGAAGUCGCUGAGACUUGUCAAUUGGCUGCUUCUCGUUUAGAAUGGACCUUAAAUGGUGGAGUAGAUGCAAGUUCGGCUUAUGAUUCCGUAGAUCCGACACCUGCGGCAGAUUCGGAGAAUGUCGAAGAGUUGGGCAAGAAUUUGGUUGAUGAAGCGAAACCUUUGUGGGAGAGAUAUAGGGCCAUGUUCAAGCUGAGGAAUUUGAAUACUGAUGAAUCUAUUAAGGCUCUUGCUCAAGGUAAGUAAUUUUUUAUUAUGUCAGUGUUAAAUUUUAGUGUUUUAAUCAGACUUUGCUGCUUUUUGAGCUAAAAUCUAUGUUGUCGUAGGUAAAAAUCGUUAAAUCUCUCUUAUUGUUAGUCCAAAUUCAAAAUUUUUAUGUUUCAUAUUUAGCUUAUUGUUUUAGGUAUGUAUUGUGAAGACAGCGCCUUGUUUCGACACGAAGUGGCCUAUGUACUCGGGCAAAUCCAGUCUCCACUAUCAAUAAAGGAGUUGAGUGAUCGUUUAAAAAAAUCAGACGAAAACUGCAUGGUAAGACAUGAAUGUGCCGAAGCUCUUGGAGCUAUAGCCACUCCAGAGUGUGAAGAGUUGCUAAAGGAGUAUGCCAAGGAUAAUGAGGUAAGCAUCUAUUUAAAAAUGGCAUUUAACGUUAGGUUCUACAAGGUUUUUGAGCAAUUUCUGGGGAUUUUUUGCGAAAUUUAUUGAAAGAAGGCGCUGAAUGUAAUGGUUUAGGUAAUAAACGGCUCUUUUUAUGUUGUAGAAUAACAUUUAUGUUUUAGCAAGUAGUCCGCGAGAGUUGUGAGGUCGCGUUGGACAUGGCCGAGUACGAGAACAGCGAGAACUUCCAGUACGCUCAAGCUUGA